ACCCCCUCCACUCCCCCCCAGCUUUGCACUGUUCUGUCAAUGGGAAGCAGGUGGGGAGCCAGCUCUACUAUGUGAUUGGCGUUUUCCCUAGUGCACAGGAAUUCCCUGGUGGCAUAGAGCCAGCAGAACCAGAUUUACCUCUAAGAGCUUGAUCCAGUGCAGGGGCACAUCAGAGGCAGUACCUAGAGUGCUGCUCUGCUCUGAUGAGCCUCAAGAAGUGGAGUGGCUCUGUGAAGCUGUUGCCAGCCAGUCCUAGUUAAAGAAGUUCUGAGGGGGCUUAAAUUGUGCUGGGAUCUGAACCAGACCUACCUUUCCCCCGCACCAGUUGAGCAAAGUGGAGCUCAGCUGGAGCGAAGGUUCAGCCUAGUGUGUGUAGAUUCUUUUCAUUGAAGGGUGGGAACUCCUCCUGCGUGGUUUUCUUUACGUCAUAUCUUCCUUUUGGAACUGUCAGUGUUUGGGGAGUUCUCUAUCGGAUGCAACGCCGCACACCUCUGCCUUGUGUGCUGCUACGGACGAAGACGUUUACUUAGAUUUGAGUCACUCACAAGGUCAGAUCUUCAGUGUCUAUCGGGAGAGCUGUGGCUGAAUACACAAAGCGAGUCUCUACUUCAGAGUUCUGAGAAAUGCCCCUGUGAUGGCAAACCGUUCACAAGCUCUGCGCCUAACUGCCGGGGAGAGGGUCAAAGCCCCGCAAAGAAGAAUUGUCUUUUUCCGGGGCAGUUUCUGGCUAUCUGCAAACAAACAAGCCCACCUUCGAGACCUGAACAGCAAGCGCCCCCAGAGAUCUGCUCUGUGGCAAUUGGAACAACAGCUUCUCUGCCCUAUACUCCCAAUGUACAGAGUGGGGUUUCCAGACGACACGCCGCCGUGUCUUCAGUGAUCUACAGGUCCUUGGGCUGGAAACCAGCGGUGGGUGGCCGCCAACACCAACGCAACGAGAGGACCUGGGACGAGCCAGCGGCUUGAUUCAAUUGGCACGGGUCUCUCAUAACUCCACCAACAGCGAUCUCUCGCUUGCUGCCAUCCAGAGGUUCCCGUGGGCUCCUGGCUCACUUCCCCUUGGAAACAAUUGAAGAGCAGCAGCAGUCUGUAACUGGAGCCAGGUUCCACUUUUACAAUUUCUUCAAUUUCUUGUCCCUGAAGCUUUGUACAAUUGAUGCCCCUAAGGUGCCAAAUCCAUAUAACAUAGACAGGAUGAAAGGCAUCCAUAACUGUCAAAGGUCAACGUGGACCAUGACAAAGGACCAAUAGAAUUUCCAGUUUUAGUGUGAUAUGUUCGAAAUGCAAGGAUAAGUAACAGUCAUCAGACGUGAAACUCAACAUGGCACAGGGCCAGCUAUCAAACAACUCUUUGAAGAACAGUUCGAUCCCUGUGUUCACUGGCCUUGACCUCCUCUUUGACCUGAAACCCCUCUUCAUUCCCCUCUAUGCCACUCUGGUGGCUGUGGCUUGCACCGGCAACUUGCUCCUCAUUCUCCUUAUCGUUGUCACCAAAAAACUGCACAGUACCACUAACUUCCUUAUUGGAAACCUGGCUGCAGCUGACCUGAUCAUGUGCAUUUUCUGCGUCCCACUGACUGCAUCCUAUGCCUUUGAGAUCCGGGGCUGGCUCUUCGGGGUGUUCAUGUGUUACUUUGUCACCUUGAUGCAGACUGCCACUGUAUUUGUGUCUGUGCUGUCCCUCACAGCUAUUGCAGUGGACAGAUAUAUUGUUGUUGCUUACCCCAUUCGCAAAAGGCUAAGCCGCAAGUCCUGUGUCUAUAUAGUGGCCUUCAUUUGGUUACUCUCCAUUGUGGUUUCUGUGCCUACAUCCAUGCACACCCAUUAUCUGGAUCUCAACAAAAUUGGCCAUGACAUGUUCAUCUGUGAAGAAUUCUGGAAGCACCAAGAGAAAGAGAGGCUGCUGUACUCAUGCUCAAUGCUCCUUUUGUCCUACAUGCUCCCACUUUCUGCAGUGUCUAUCUCCUACUGUGCCAUUUCUUAUCGCCUUAGGAAGAGGAAUGUCCCAGGGGCUGCCUACCACAACCAAGAGAAAUGGACCAAUAAAAAGCGAAAGACCUUCCGGGUUCUUAUUAUUUCAGUCAUGUGCUUUGCUGUCUGCUGGCUACCUCUGCAGGUGGUGAACCUCAUCAGAGAUGUAGACGAGGAGUUCACCAUCUUGGACAAGAGGUACGUGAAUGUCAUUCAAGUGUCAUGUCACUUGAUUGCCAUGAGCUCUGCCUGUUAUAACCCUUUCAUCUACGCCUCACUCCACGACAAAUUCCGAUUCCAUGUUAGUAACUAUUUUUGCCAUCACAAGAAGAGGUCCAGCGUCAUGUCCCGCAAGGCCUCGCGACUCAAUACCUGCUCCACGCUGGCAGACAUUCCUAUGGGCAUCACCGAUAAGUUAACCCUGCAAGGCAGGUUUUCUUUUAACUAAACCACAGCAGGAGAUCAAAUCAGCAGAGGUGGCAUGCACCUUAGUUCUGGGCUUGUUAUAUUGGACACUGAAGCAAGUGGUGCAAGUUUUGUGACACUGGUAAUUGGUCAUUUCAAGACAAUGUAGAUAUCUGAGAACUUGGCAGUAGUGCAAGGGAAACAAACGUAUAACAGUUUGUGUCUAAAGGGAUAGAAACAGCUCAUCUGAGCAACUGAAGUGUAUUCUGCUUUGUCAAAACAAGCAAAUUCAACAACAAAAAUGGCAGUCCUGUAAGUUUAAGUUAAUUCUGUAUAGUUUUUACUCAUUAAUAUUGUCCUCAUUUUGUAUAAGGUGAUGCUAUGGGAAUAGUAAGCAUUUCCUUUGACUUGAUUCAGUUCAAAGCUAAAAAAUUUUUACAUAUUAAACAACAGCCAUUUGCUCUGUUGCAACAGACCAGUAAUCAUGCCCUCAAGAUUAAGAACAUAUAUUUAACUAUUGUAUUAUAAAUAUAAUGAUUUUCAGAAAUGGCCUACAAAUAUGCAUGCUUAAUAUUGUACUUGUUUUCUGGUGCCUAAAGGUGCACAAAAAGUCAAGUUUGGAUCAGUAAAUUGUAUUUGGAUACAAAAACUGGGGACUAGAUGUCUAAUAGCUGUAUUUCUGUCAAAUGCUGCAUUGCCUAAAUUGCUUAUGAUUAUUAUCCAGAUUUCUAUGGCACAGUAUCUCUAUGCCAUGUAUAGAGGUUAGAUCCAGUCUAAAACAAGCAUUUC
Mauremys reevesii (Reeves's turtle) is the source of this 3165-nucleotide messenger RNA. Its product is annotated as prolactin-releasing peptide receptor-like. Gene Ontology annotation, molecular function: neuropeptide Y receptor activity; neuropeptide binding. Gene Ontology annotation, biological process: G protein-coupled receptor signaling pathway. Lineage: Eukaryota; Metazoa; Chordata; Testudines; Geoemydidae. Bases 1322 to 2419 code for a protein of 365 amino acids. The record is from RefSeq and is a predicted model, not a curated record. Gene Ontology annotation, cellular component: neuron projection; plasma membrane. The transcript is spliced from 6 exons.